AUAAGGUCUUUAAUCUCUUUUCUAUGGGUCUUGAGUUUUAUCAUUAUCAUAAUUCGUCACGUGAGUAUAUUGUUGGGUUCUUAUUUUAUUAUAGUAAGUUAUUAAUUCUAUUUAGUAUUUUUUAAUUCUAUUUUCAUGUCAGUUAAUUCCUAAAUCCUAAAUUAAUUCUUUUUGUUAAAAUUUAUAAUAAUAGUAUUGCAUUUACUUCUGAAUAUUUUUUAUUAAAAAUAUAAAUAAUAAACAUGGCUGUAGAUAUGGACUUGAAAAAUGCAUUCAAAGAACUUCAUGAAAAAUUAUUAUAUGCAUCUCAAAAAAUAAAAUUGGCUGAUUUGCAAAUCGAUACACUUCGUCGUACAAAGCAACAUAAUAUUCUUACUAAGCAAGAACUAGAGAAAAUACCAAAAGAUGUGAAGACAUAUGAAGCUUUAGGUCGUGCAUUUGUUUUAACACCAAGAGACGAUGUAUUUAAAAACUUAGAUAAAGUUAACAGUGAUACAGAACAAAAAAUAACUGUCUUAGAAAAUACUAAACAAUAUUUGGAAGGAAAUUUGAAAGAAAGUGAGAAUAAUUUACGUGAAAUGGUGCAACGCAAAAGGGAUGUUGGCGGCGACAAAGAAAAUCAACCAGGCGGUUCUAAAGACUAAUAUAAUUUAAAUUUGGUUUUUUUUUUAAAUUCUAAUUUAUUAAAUUAACUCCACUGUUACUUUUUUAUUUUGUAACACUAUAAUUUUUAAUAAUAUAUUUGUUUACUCACCUGGCUAACAGAAAAACCUUAUUUAAUGAUAUUACUUAUAAUAAAAUCAUUAUAACACUUUA
Messenger RNA from Aphis gossypii (cotton aphid), 816 nucleotides. Its product is annotated as prefoldin subunit 1-like. Gene Ontology annotation, molecular function: protein folding chaperone. The transcript is spliced from 4 exons. NCBI's taxonomy places the organism in Eukaryota, Metazoa, Arthropoda, Insecta, Hemiptera, Aphididae. Gene Ontology annotation, cellular component: prefoldin complex; cytoplasm. Bases 243 to 644 code for a protein of 133 amino acids. Gene Ontology annotation, biological process: protein folding. The record is from RefSeq and is a predicted model, not a curated record.